UUUAUUAAACAGCGCGUUAUCAUAAAUAAUGGAAAUUCUAUAAAAUUCGGAUAUUAUUGUCAUAAUGGAGGUGUGCGGGAAUAUAAUGGUCAAUAAUCAAUACACGGAGUUCCGUUUAAAAUGCCUAUACUGCAGCAUUGAGAGCCAACUGCAGGAUUGGGAACUGUUCAUUCACCACGUUCACACCUCGCACUACACGGAGGAAGUCGAUGAAGGUGUCGAGGGUGUCGUUUGGAGAGCUGGAGACGAUGCCGUCGUAGAUACAGAUAUCCAAGAAAAGUAUGAGUUACCCAUGGACAUAAUUGAAGAAGACGAGUUCUGGCAACAUGAUGAAGCAGAAAGGGAAACAUUUGUGAUGGAAGAGGCAGACCUCGAUACGUCCGAGAAUACAGAGCAAAAAACAAUUAUAGAGAUUCGUGGAGAGCCGUCUAUAGGUGAAAUGUUGGGCUUUAGUGAUGAGGAAGUGGUCCAUACUGCAGAGAGUGCGAACGAUGCGGUGGAGGAUAAUGCGUUCUUUGAUGAUGUGGCGGAGAAAACUGAUACAUAUCCCACAAAGCUUAAAGCAGGACGUCCCCGUAAGAGAUUUAAAAUUGGACAAGUAUUUAAGCUUAAAAUCAAUUUUAUACGCCGUAAUCCUCGAGUCUUGCAUUUAAUUGAGGCAUACAGAGAGCAUCCAUGUUUAUACAAUCCUUCUGAUGACAAUUACAAAAAUCCUGAAGCGCGUAGCCAGGCAUACGAGGUGAUGAUAAAACGCAUGGAUGACAAGGCCAAUGUUUUGUUUACCGAGUCCGAGUUAAAGAGAUGUCUCAAUCAAUUGCAUAGCCAAUAUAUACUAGCUGGCGAGUCGGCAGCCAAGGGAAAACUUGUAGGUCUGGCUGCUCGCCAUUAUAAAAGAUGUGAAUUUCUCAAAUCAUUGCCAUAUACCGCAGUAAGCGAUUUGGAGGACGAGGAAGAUGGCAACGGCGAUGGUGCAGAGAACAGCUCUCUGCUAGUGAUAAAGCUCAACUUCAGGGAGCCCAAUGUGCUGACAACUAAAUUUAUUCACUCCUAUUCUAAUCAUCCCGAGCUUUAUGAUCCUUCUAUAACCGAGUUUGGUUCGGUAGAAGCACGAUCCCAGGCGUACAUCAAAAUGGCAGAGGAUAUGGCUCCCCUGGUAAAGGCCAAUGAAACGGAUGUCUAUUUGGCCGUAAAUAAAUUACGCAAAUGGGCCUAUGAAGGCCUGCGUCGUCUCAAGUCGAAGGAACUGUUCAAGGCAUGGUCCAAGCAGGAAUUGAACCAUCUGAAAAUGUGCAAUUUCUUGCCGCCAAAGGCCGAGGGUCAGGUCUUGUACUGCGAUUACUGCUGCAAACGUUUCUAUGGCGAUUAUAUGUUGCGCGUCCACAUUUAUAAGCAGCACCAUAUAGGCGAUUUGCCCUUCAUUUGCUCGUAUUGUCCACGGCGCUUCGAUCGUCACAAUGACAUGGAUCGUCACAUCUUGCGGGCCCACUGCGAGAAUGCCCUAAAGUGUGAAUACUGUGACAAAACUUUUGCCAUCAACAAUGACCUAAUGGCCCAUCGGGCUUGUCAUACGGGUCACAAGCCGUAUGUCUGCGAAAUGUGCGGCAAGAGAUUCCGCCUAAAACUUCUUCUGGAUCAUCACAUUAAUGGUUUUCAUUUAAAUUUGCGUCCUUUUGUCUGCGAUUUGUGCUGCAAAAGUUUUCGCAAGAAAUUUGAACUUACCAAUCACAUCAAGGCACAUUUGGAUAUCAGGGAUAAAGUAUGUGAUCAAUGUAGUGCUACAUUUACCUGCCAUUCGGCUCUAUCUCGUCAUCGCAGGAUUGUUCACAAGGCUGCGCCGGCCCUUAAAUAUGUGUUGGAGGAGAACGAUUAGAGAUUAAACUAUAAGAAAAUUGGCUACAGAGACUUCCACAUUAAUCCUCAUGAACUUUAAACAUUAAGUUAUUAGCUUGUUAGUUGUCCCCUUUUGGCGUGACAUAAAUCCUUAGAUUUAGAAAUCAAUGAAUGACUAUUAUUUUAAUUUUUUUUUUUGUUUU
Messenger RNA from Drosophila willistoni, 2033 nucleotides. Its product is annotated as zinc finger and BTB domain-containing protein 24. NCBI's taxonomy places the organism in Eukaryota, Metazoa, Arthropoda, Insecta, Diptera, Drosophilidae. The transcript has 2 exons. Gene Ontology annotation, biological process: regulation of DNA-templated transcription. Gene Ontology annotation, molecular function: DNA-binding transcription factor activity, RNA polymerase II-specific; RNA polymerase II cis-regulatory region sequence-specific DNA binding. The record is from RefSeq and is a predicted model, not a curated record. Bases 65 to 1870 code for a protein of 601 amino acids.